Messenger RNA from Penicillium lagena, 240 nucleotides. RefSeq names its product Branched-chain amino acid aminotransferase II. The coding region runs from base 1 to 240 and encodes 79 amino acids. The record is from RefSeq and is a predicted model, not a curated record. NCBI's taxonomy places the organism in Eukaryota, Fungi, Ascomycota, Eurotiomycetes, Eurotiales, Aspergillaceae. The transcript is spliced from 2 exons.
AUGAAGGCACUUCAAUGGAUAGGCACGCGCAUGGUAGAGGUGGACGUGCUAGCCAAACUUCGGGGAGCGCGCAAGGUGUCCACGGUUGGCAAAGAUGUACAGCGAUUGCGUAUUCCAGAGGAUUUUGGCAUGACUCCCAUGGACGUAAUAACGCAUCCGGACGUGGGCGAUUAUCUGCUGUCGAUUCAGCCUCACGGGCUCCAGCGUUCAAUUGAGGCCUCCUGGUUCCGAAGCACAUAG